UUUUUUCUUAAACGAAAUAAAACAAACUUGAAAAAGUCUCAUCUGGUCUUCACUUUUGUCUACUCACUCAUCUCUUUCUUUUCCGUCUUCCUUUUGUUUUUCUCUCAUUUCAGCCAUGGAUUCCAAUCAUUCCAUAUCCCCGAGACAGCAAGACAAUCAGAAACCAUGGCAGGGACUGCAAUCUCCCAAAGCCGUCGCUAGAUCCGAACCCGGGAGCCCGUACCCGACAACGUUCGUCCAAGCGGACACGUCGUCGUUCAAGCAAGUAGUCCAAAUGCUGACAGGCUCCUCGGAGACAGCGAAACAAGCGUCCUCGAAACCCGCGGCGAACCCGACCCACAGCAUCCCGCCCAUGAAAUCCGUUCCGAACAAGAAGCAGCAGUUCAAGCUGUACGAGCGGAGGACGAACUCCCUGAAGAACAACCUCAACAUCAACCCCCUCACCUCGUUUUUCUCGCCUCGCAAACCCGACAUGCUCUCACCCAGCAUCCUCGACUUCCCCGCACUCGUCCUGAGCCCCGUCACACCCCUUAUACCCGACCCGUUCGACCGAUCCAACGCGCCCCCUUCCCUGGACUCCGAGGCCGAAGAUAAAGCCAUAAAAGAGAAGGGUUUCUUCUUGCACCCUUCUCCCGCUUCUACUCCCAGAGACGCCGAACCUCGCUUGCUCCCUCUCUUCCCUACCACCUCUCCCAGAGCCUCAGGUCCUUCUCCUUCUUCUACCGCCGCUUCUUGAAUCGCUUCUCUUUCUUUUCUUUAUUAUUGCCCCUUUUCGGAUUUUCUGUAAGAUUCUUAUAUAAUUUCUGUUUUAUUAUUGCCAUUCAUGCCGGUUAGAGAGAUCCGUUCAAAAUUUGUAAUGCUUAUUGAGAGAAGGGAAUAAUCCUGCUUUAAUUGUAUGUAUAAAUUAUGCCGUUUUCCCCCAA
Molecule: messenger RNA, 923 nt
Organism: Vigna angularis (adzuki bean)
Lineage: Eukaryota; Viridiplantae; Streptophyta; Magnoliopsida; Fabales; Fabaceae
Product: VQ motif-containing protein 4
Exons: 1
Coding region: 116-736 (206 amino acids)
Source: RefSeq, a predicted model, not a curated record